This is a messenger RNA of Orbicella faveolata, 5685 nucleotides long. RefSeq names its product lactadherin-like. The record is from RefSeq and is a predicted model, not a curated record. NCBI's taxonomy places the organism in Eukaryota, Metazoa, Cnidaria, Anthozoa, Scleractinia, Merulinidae.
UUAAGUGUCAAACUAAAAUAGCAGUAAAUAACCACUAAAUGGGGAAAAACAUAACCAUUAUUAAGUCCUCUAUGCAUGAGCGGCAUACAAAGGUUAACUUUUCAGUGGUUGUCUUAACUUUUAACUUGAAAGUAGAGGAUUUCGAAAAUUUGUCACGUUUGUGAGCAGCAAUUUUGGCAGGAAGACGGCGGGAACUACGCGCGCGCCUCAAUGUGGAGGAUUUGGUAUCCCUCAAUUCAACUAAAUGUUUUAAAUACGCGCAGUAAGAGCAAUAUGGCACAAAACAUCUACCUCUAGUAUAAUGUAUCGCGAAUUUUGUGAAAUGUUUAUCACUGCUGUGAAAUUUUUACGUAUUUUCCACAGGCCGCCGGUGCAAUCAGCCAAUGGGAUUUCAAUCAGGCCGUCUUAAUAACCGCAUGAUAACAGCAUCAUCUCAAUGGGAUAACUACCAUGCAGCUUUCUUGGCACGACUUAACUGGAAUCGCCGUGGACGAUACAUGGGUGCAUGGUCAGCAAAACACAAUAACCGUUAUCAGUAUCUACAAGUAAACUUUGGAAAAGCAGCCAAGAUCAUCAGGAUCGCCACUCAAGGAAGAGCUGAUGCUGAUCAGUGGGUGACUCAGUAUUAUUGCAUGCACAGCUUGGAUGGAAUUCGAUUUGUGGAAUACAAAGAGCGAAACAACAGAAGGGUAGGUAUAAAUGAGCUAUCAUUUACAAAGUUGUUUCCUGUCAAUUUAAGUAUAGUGGAACCGCGCUAUCUUGGACUCAGUUUUCUCGAACUCCUCUCGAACUCAAAUCAUUUUCUCCUGAAUAUGCUAUUUAGCCAUUUACUAUCCGCUGUCUCGAACCCCCAACAUCUCGAACGCUUCACGCUUCACGCUUCCUUAAGAGUUCGAGAUAGUGGGUUUAACUGUAGAUACUUCACAGGAAAUCGUGACCGCAACUCUGUUGUCAUGUAUCCAUUCAAUCCACCAAUCAAAGGCCGUUUAAUCAGGGUGGUACCCUGGGGAUGGCGCGCUCACAUCUCUAUGAGAGUUGAGUUUUAUGGAUGCUACAUAGGUAUGCCAAUAGAAAAAUUCCAUCAUACCUUAGAUCGCUGCUCCAUGCCUCUUGGUAUGGAGGAUCACCGUAUCUUAGCGGGUCAUCUUCGAGCUUCGUCUUCAUACAACUACAAUCAUGGACCUGACCGAGCGCGGCUCAACAUCUAUGCCAGUCAUGGACGAACAGGGGCCUGGGUAGCGAGGCACAGGAACACCAAACAGUUUCUGCAGAUUGACUUGAGACAGAUAAGUCUUAUUAAAGGAAUCGCUACACAAGGAAGAAGAGAAGCCCAUCAAUGGGUGAAAAGUUAUAUGAUAUCAUACAGUAGACGGGGCCUGCGAUUCAGGAUGUAUAAUACCUAUGGUCGAGUUAAGGUAAGAAUCAUGGCCACUAAGAUUGGACAUAUUUUCCGUGGUAAUUAUGACAUUUUCCACACGGUGUUUCACCCAAUUGUCCCAGCGAUCAAAGCCCGUUUUGUCAGAUUGCAUCCAAGAAGCUGGCGAAGUUACAUUGCAAUGAGAGUUGAGCUGUAUGGCUGCCGAGCUCGAGAAAAUUUCUGCAAUCGUCCCGUUGGUAUUCAAAAUGGCCGCAUCAAGAAUUCUGCCAUGACAGCCUCGUCUCAGUGGGAUGUAAACCAUGCGGCUUGGUUGGCCAGACUUUACCGCGCGCGCCGUGGUCGGUUGAUGGGGGCCUGGUCCUCACGUCAUAACAACCAUCACCAGUGGCUGCAGAUUGACAUGGGAAGGUACAUGAAGUGUUCAGGUAUUAACACACAGGGACGACAGGACGCUGACCAGUGGGUAACGGCGUAUCAAAUCCUGUAUGGCUCAGAUGGAACACGCUUCUCUUACGUCAGAGAAUGGUGGGAUAACAUCAAGGUGAGUCUUCAGAGGUUAAAGGAGUGGAUUCAAACCAUUUACUAUUAUAUUUAUCAAGUAGUUGAGAACAUGGCAUCGACUUUUGCUUCUCUACAGACGUUCCCAGGCAACUAUGAUAGAAAUGGAAUUCAGACUCGAUCUUUCGAUCCACCGUUCUAUGGAAGAUUUGUCCGCCUUGUUCCACGGGGCUGGAAGGCACAUAUUUCCAUGCGAAUGGAAUUGUAUGGAUGUCCUUGGAGUAAAUGUGACGUUCCACUUGGUUUGGAAGAUGGCCGUAUACCGAACCCCAUGUUUCGAGCCUCGUCUUCAUAUAACUUCUAUUGUGCGGCCAGAAACGCAAGACUGCAUCAGCGUCGUGCUGGAAGAAACGGAGGGGCCUGGUGCUCACGUCAUAGAAACAACAGACAAUGGCUUCAAGUGGACUUUGGAACUGACGCGUACGUUACUAGGGUUUCCACUCAAGGACGUCAUAAUUCUGACCAAUGGGUGACAAGUUACUAUGUGUCCUUCAGCAGUAGAGGUCAGAAGUUUAUAACAUACAGGGAAGGCCGCAAGACAAAGGUCAGUACCUUGCUGUUCAUUAAUUGCUACAAGUCAAUGCAUUUUCUUAUUCAUUUGAGCCCUAAAAUUAUACUGCUUACAGACCAUUUAUUCCCAUCUCACAUCUUUAAAAAUAAGGCGGAAACCCAGGAGAGGGGGAAUUAUCUACAGUUACCCCAUUUUUCUUGCCUUACUGUGUCGUUCAUUAAUGCACUUGGUUUUUGUCUCGCACAGAUCUUCCCUGGAAACUAUGACCGCUUCAUGGUUGUAACUAACCGCUUCUUGAGGCCCAUAAAGGCUCGAUUCUUCAGAAUACACCCAGUCACAUGGCGAAGUUGGAUAUCAAUGAGAGUGGAAUUUUUCGGCUGUAUUGUCGGUAGGUGUUAUGUGUACCCUCAUCUAAACACUUGGGUCAGCAACUUCUCUCGGAAUAUAAACAAUUUGAGGUUCAGAAAAAAAAGGUCACUUAGCGAAAGAUAUCCUCUAGGCCAUGAAUCAACAUUUUUAUUCUGUAACAAUUAUCUUUUGCCAGGUCCACAGUGUAACAAACCAUUAGGAAUGCAAAAUGGCCGUAUAAGAGCCUCGCAGAUUACCUCCUCGUCCAGCUGGGAUAAGAAUCAUGCUGCUAACAACGGCAGGCUCCAUUUGAAGAGAGCAGGUUCCCGGAUGGGGGCGUGGUGUGCACGUCACAACAAUCGUUACCAGUGGCUCUCGGUUGAUUUUGGCCGUGCAAUGAGGAUCACUAAAAUAGCUUCUCAGGGACGACAUGACGCCCGUCAGUGGGUGACACAGUAUUAUUUGUCGUACAGCCAGGAUGGUGUUUUUUUCGCUGACUAUAAACAGAAUAGUGCGAGAAGGUAUUUCACAGGAAACAGAGAUCAGAAUUCUGUUGUUCAAUAUCGUUUGUUCCCUCGAAUAAUAACGCGUUAUAUCCGAGUACAUCCAUGGGGAUGGUACAGACACAUCUCUAUGAGAGUGGAGUUCUAUGGAUGUGUUGCAGCACGGUGUUCUGUUCCGAUUGGUCUGGAAGAUAAGCGCAUUCGUGAUGGUGCCAUGACAGCCUCUACCUACUACAAUCGCUACCUUGCACCAUGGCAUGGCCGCAUCAAUCACCGCUGGUCAUGGAGCGCGCGGCGCAGCGUUCGUAACCAGUGGCUUCAGGUGUACUUUGGGGUCUUAGCUCGACUUACAGGAAUCCGCUCUCAGGGUCGACAAGAUGCUAACCAGUGGGUCAAGACCUUUAUCCUGACUUUUAGUAGAGAUGGAUUUAAAUUUGUAAAGUAUCCAAAGGUAAAGUGUUCUCCAGUGAUUAAGGGUAAUAAUAGAAGCAGUACAAGGGGUUCCUCCAUCCUCUAUGAGAUGGGCUUGCAAGGAAUUAUGGUAGUUAUAUUCAUCAUCUUAGACAGGAUAUUUUUUCUGAUGAAUACAACUACCAUGAUUCCCGGCCCUGCAGACACGUUUCACAGAGCGAAUUGGCCAUUCGUAAAGUUUCUCUACUCUCCUAACGAACAAAAACUUUGUCAACAUCUUUUGUUCUGUCUCUUCACCACUCAUCCUUUAACAACCUUUUCUUGCCUUACUGUGUCGUUCAUUAAUGCACUUGGUUUUUGUCUCGCACAGAUCUUCCCUGGAAACUAUGACCGCUUCAUGGUUGUAACUAACCGCUUCUUGAGGCCCAUAAAGGCUCGAUUCUUCAGAAUACACCCAGUCACAUGGCGAAGUUGGAUAUCAAUGAGAGUGGAAUUUUUCGGCUGUAUUGUCGGUAGGUGUUAUGUGUACCCUCAUCUAAACACUUGGGUCAGCAACUUCUCUCGGAAUAUAAACAAUUUGAGGUUCAGAAAAAAAAGGUCACUUAGCGAAAGAUAUCCUCUAGGCCAUGAAUCAACAUUUUUAUUCUGUAACAAUUAUCUUUUGCCAGGUCCACAGUGUAACAAACCAUUAGGAAUGCAAAAUGGCCGUAUAAGAGCCUCGCAGAUUACCUCCUCGUCCAGCUGGGAUAAGAAUCAUGCUGCUAACAACGGCAGGCUCCAUUUGAAGAGAGCAGGUUCCCGGAUGGGGGCGUGGUGUGCACGUCACAACAAUCGUUACCAGUGGCUCUCGGUUGAUUUUGGCCGUGCAAUGAGGAUCACUAAAAUAGCUUCUCAGGGACGACAUGACGCCCGUCAGUGGGUGACACAGUAUUAUUUGUCGUACAGCCAGGAUGGUGUUUUUUUCGCUGACUAUAAACAGAAUAGUGCGAGAAGGUAUUUCACAGGAAACAGAGAUCAGAAUUCUGUUGUUCAAUAUCGUUUGUUCCCUCGAAUAAUAACGCGUUAUAUCCGAGUACAUCCAUGGGGAUGGUACAGACACAUCUCUAUGAGAGUGGAGUUCUAUGGAUGUGUUGCAGCACGGUGUUCUGUUCCGAUUGGUCUGGAAGAUAAGCGCAUUCGUGAUGGUGCCAUGACAGCCUCUACCUACUACAAUCGCUACCUUGCACCAUGGCAUGGCCGCAUCAAUCACCGCUGGUCAUGGAGCGCGCGGCGCAGCGUUCGUAACCAGUGGCUUCAGGUGUACUUUGGGGUCUUAGCUCGACUUACAGGAAUCCGCUCUCAGGGUCGACAAGAUGCUAACCAGUGGGUCAAGACCUUUAUCCUGACUUUUAGUAGAGAUGGAUUUAAAUUUGUAAAGUAUCCAAAGGUAAAGUGUUCUCCAGUGAUUAAGGGUAAUAAUAGAAGCAGUACAAGGGGUUCCUCCAUCCUCUAUGAGAUGGGCUUGCAAGGAAUUAUGGUAGUUAUAUUCAUCAUCUUAGACAGGAUAUUUUUUCUGAUGAAUACAACUACCAUGAUUCCCGGCCCUGCAGACACGUUUCACAGAGCGAAUUGGCCAUUCGUAAAGUUUCUCUACUCUCCUAACGAACAAAAACUUUGUCAACAUCUUUUGUUCUGUCUCUUCACCACUCAUCCUUUAACAACCGCUUCAAAAUAUCAGUUCUAACACUUAACUUAGCUUCGUUCCAAAACGCUUUGGUCUUAUAUGAAUGUUAAAACACGGUGGGUAAUUCGGUCGCAUUUACAAUUAAUACCUGCUGUUCUAUGCAUUCCUGUUUGACAGGUUUUCACAGCCAACAGUGACCGUCACACAAUAGUCACCAACACUUUCCCCAGAUCCAUAGCCGCUUCAUACAUCCGUGUUUAUCCGCUGACCUGGUAUGGCUGGAUGUCCAUGAGAGUGGAAUUCAUAGGAUGCC